This is a messenger RNA of Aplysia californica (California sea hare), 2602 nucleotides long. RefSeq names its product ATP-dependent DNA helicase Q1. Gene Ontology annotation, biological process: double-strand break repair via homologous recombination. Gene Ontology annotation, molecular function: nucleic acid binding; ATP binding; four-way junction helicase activity. Gene Ontology annotation, cellular component: cytoplasm; chromosome. The record is from RefSeq and is a predicted model, not a curated record. NCBI's taxonomy places the organism in Eukaryota, Metazoa, Mollusca, Gastropoda, Aplysiida, Aplysiidae.
UCAUACUUUUUAGUACACAAAAUGGCAGCGCCCAUGACCAAGUGAACGAACAGCGCCAAUUUGAUUGUUUUGGCUGCAAAGUUUCUUUUGGCUUAUAUGCUUUUUGGAAAUGGGAAUACCGUAACGUCUUGUCUCUUCAACUAAGACCACAGAAAUGGAAGAAUAUGAGCAAGAGUUGUUGGUGUUGGAGGAGGAGCUAGCCGUGGUCGAUUCGGAGUUGCAGGACUUGCUGGAGCGUCAGAGCCAACUGAUGGAUCGCAAGACUGAGCUGGAGGCCAUCAUCUCACAGCAAGCGCAGACGGAGAAACAGAAGAAAAACAAAGCUUGGGAUGGAACCGACUUUCCUUGGACGCAAGAGAUGGACGACAAGCUGACCAGCGUGUUUAAGCUCCACUCGCUUCGACCGAUGCAGAGGCAGACGAUGAAUGCGACGCUAUCUGGCGAAGAUUGUCUGCUGAUCAUGCCCACCGGCGGGGGAAAGAGUCUGUGCUUCCAGCUGCCGGCCAUGGUCGGGAAUUGGUUUUGCCCAAGCCAAGUUCUCAGAAGGAAACGAUGGAGAAAAUUCUGCUGCUCAUCUCUACCCGAUUUAGAGGCAUGUCUGGCAUCGUGUACUGCUUCUCCCGCAAGGAUUCCGAGGAAGUGACCUCUGACCUGAUGAGUCAUGGGAUUAAGGCCGGCUGUUACCACGGCGACAUCGACGCCAAGUCUAGGAGUCGCGUACAUCGGAUGUGGUUGUCGGGGGAGAUACAGGUUGUCGUGGCAACGGUUGCGUUUGGCAUGGGCAUAGACAAACCUGACGUGCGGUUCGUCAUCCACCACAGCAUCAGCAAAUCCAUGGAGAAUUUGUACCAGGAGAGUGGCAGGGCUGGCCGGGAUGACAAGCGGUCCGACUGCAUCGUGCUGUACCGGCUAGCAGACGUGGUGAAACAGAGCUGUAUGGUCUUCACAGAGCAGACGGGACUUAACAAUCUACACGGCAUCGUCAAAUACUGCACCGACGUCAAGAGCUGCCGUCGCUCGGUCAUCGCCCGGCACUUUGGUGAGGUCUGGGACAGCGGUCAGUGCGACAGGAUGUGUGACCACUGCAAGAUGGUGGACGCCGGGGGGUCCGUGGAACAACGAGAUGUGACGCGGCUGUGUGGUGACCUUCUGACCUUGCUAGACGCCGCGGCGGCCACUGACCAGCGAGUGACCUUGGCCAAGCUGAUCGACGCCUGGUACGGGCGGGGAGCCUCCAGUCUCAAGGUCAAGUCGGUCCCGUGUCCUGGCGUGUCACAGGACAAAGCGGAGAGAAUCCUGGCACACAUGUUGGUCACUGGUUAUUUACGGGAGGACUUUCACUUCACCGCGUACAGCACCAUCUGUUAUAUUGUCGCAGGCCCAAAGGCCAAGCUGUUGCGGAACAAAGUGGCCAAAGUUGUCAUGGACUUCACCAGUAAAUCUGGCAAGUCGCAGCAGACCAAGGGAGCGGCCACAUCUUCAUCGUCUUCCUCUUCAUCAUCGUCGUUAUCAUCACCCGUGUCUGUCUCGUCUUCUUCAUCGUCAUCCAUGCUGACCAACAGCUGUGAGAAAAGCUCAUCUGGUCAGAAAGAGAAAGAGAAAAAGCCGGCUCUAGUCGUCACCAGCAAACAGAAAUCUCAUCCCUCCCCCGCACCCUCCGGCUCCAACACCACCCCUUCGACAGCUCUCCCCCCCAAACCCUCACAAACUACACCGCAAGAUUCGGAGAAUCCUCGCCCUACUUCAGACAAACACACAGAUGCAACAGACAAACGUACAAAUGCCGAGACGUCGGGGGAGAAAAACAGAAAACGAACAGCCGUUGACUCCCCGAGCGAGCGCUGGUCAAACGAUGAUGACCGCGACCAACACUUCGACGUUGAUGAUUCCGACGAUGACUUUGGCAAAACUUUCGUCAGUAAGAACAGUUCCGGAAGGAAAACAAACGGCGCCAAAGCUAAAGCUAAAAGUGUCACUGGCAAAACAAGCAGUGGCAGCGCCAAAACGAACAACGCCAAUACCAAAAUGAACAAUGCCAAAGCCAGAACGAAGAACGCCAGCACUAAAACGAACAGUGGCGACGCCAAAACAGAUGGCGCCAAAAUAAACAGCACCAGGACAAACGGCACCGACGCCACUGAUGCUGAAAAAGAAGAGAGAAAAAGAAAGAAGGAAUCGAACCCCGUACCCUCCAGGAAAAAAGCGUAUGUAAUCAGCGACAGUUCUGACGAGGACGAGAAAGAGGUCACUGAGUGCACGCCCAUAAAGAAAGCAAGGUCAGGGUCAGGUACAGGGUCAGGGUUAGGGUUUGUCAAAGUCGAAGAAAACGGGAAAAAUUCCUCUGUGGUAAUCAGUGAUGACGACGACGAUGAUGACUUUGAGCGUAUGUGACCUUGUGUGACCCUGAGUGACGACAAAUGGGGAGGACCUGGAAAACGGCGUAACUCACAAUGUUCCAUUUUUGGUUUUUUUGGUUGGAGUUAUUGUUGUUUAGCCAGUUAUUCCAUUUUGUCCAUCAGUAGCAGACAGCUGGUGGAGUGGUGUGUGCACAGCAUUAGUCAGAAACAGCUGUAGUUUUAUACGGGGUGGGGGUGGGGUAGAG